This is a messenger RNA of Zonotrichia albicollis (white-throated sparrow), 1928 nucleotides long. NCBI's taxonomy places the organism in Eukaryota, Metazoa, Chordata, Aves, Passeriformes, Passerellidae. The record is from RefSeq and is a predicted model, not a curated record.
CAUGGAAGGACACGCUGACAGGUAAGGGCGGGGCGUGGGAGAAAUCCUCGGCGGUGGCCUGGACGGAACUAGCGAGGAUGACACAUCGCGGCCCUAUGGAUGCAUUACCUAGGCCAGAGGCACGGGUAUGCGCAAGCGCGAUUUCACUGCGCGGGCCGCCCGCGGCUCGGCGGGGCUGCAGCAGCAGCAACAGCGGCGGCGGCAGCAGCAACAGCGGCAGCGGGGGCAGGGGCUGCAACAGCAGCAGCAUUAGCAGCGGGCCCGCCGUACGACGAGACAGCCGCACCCCGACUGUUUACCGCAGUGUUCCGACCCAGACGCGGCCCGCUUCCCAGAAGGGAUGGACGUUUGACAUUUUUCCCUGGAAAUCAGACUGUGGAUUUACCUUCCAUAAAUUUUAUGAAAAGACGUGGCACUGUCUUUCUCAAUGCCUACACCAAUUCUCCAAUUUGUUGUCCUUCACGUGCAGCUAUGUGGAGUGGUCUUUUCACUCAUAUAACAGAAUCUUGGAAUAACUUCAAAGGUCUAGAUCCAGAUUAUGUAACAUGGAUGGAUCUCAUGGAGAAGCAUGGCUACCAUACGCAGAAGUUUGGGAAAUUGGACUUUACUUCUGGACAUCAUUCAGUAAGUAACCGUGUGGAAGCUUGGACUAGGGAUGUUAACUUCCUGCUCCGACAAGAAGGAAGACCCAUGGUGAAACUUACAGGCCAUAGGAAGCAGUUUAGAGUAAUGGAAAAAGAUUGGCAGAAUACUGAUAAAGCAGUAAAUUGGAUAAAGGAAGAAGCUGUUAACUUUACUCAACCAUUUAUUCUUUACUUGGGACUAAAUUUACCACACCCAUAUCCAUCACCCUAUGCAGGAGAAAGUUUUGGAUCCUCUACAUUUUUAACAUCUCCCUAUUGGCUUGAAAAGGUAAAUUAUGAAGCUAUUAAAAUACCCAAGUGGUCUUCUCUUUCAGAGAUGCAUCCUGUAGACUAUUACUCAUCAUACACCAAGAAUUGCACAGGAGAGUUUACAAAGGAAGAAGUCAGAAAUAUUAGAGCAUUUUAUUAUGCUAUGUGUGCAGAGACAGAUGCCAUGCUGGGAGAGAUUAUUUCAGCUCUGCGAGAUACUGGGCUUCUUGGAAAAACAAUUGUUAUAUUCACUGCAGAUCAUGGAGAACUUGCUAUGGAACACCGUCAGUUUUAUAAAAUGAGCAUGUAUGAAGGAAGUUCCCACAUUCCUCUUUUAGUUAUGGGACCAGGUUUAAGAGAACAGCAACAAAUACCAAACGUAGUAUCUCUUGUGGAUAUCUAUCCUACUAUGCUUGAUAUAGCAAGAAUUCCUGUGCCACAGAACCUCAGUGGAUAUUCUCUUAUACCGCUGCUACGUGAAAAGGCUGAGAGUGAGGUGUCACCCAGAGGACCUCGACCCUCGUGGGUGCUGAGUGAGUUCCAUGGGUGCAAUGUGAAUUCCUCUGUGUAUAUGCUGAGAACUGGCAAGUGGAAAUACAUCACGUACUCGGAUGGCUCUUCAGUACUGCCCCAACUCUUUGACCUUACUGCUGAUCCAGAUGAGCUUACAAAUCUUGCCAUAAAAUUCCCAGUAACUGUACAUUCUUUGGACAAAAUACUUCGCUCUGUAGUAAACUAUCCAAAGGUUUCUUCUUCUGUUCAUGAGUACAACAAGCAACAGUUUAUCAGUUGGAAACAAAGUUUGGGUCAAAAUUACUCAAGUGUUAUUGCAAACCUUAGGUGGCAUCAAGACUGGUUAAAGGACCAAAAAAAGUAUGAGAAUGCAAUUGACAAAUGGCUUGACUGUCAAGAGAAGCCCAGUGCAUGGGGACAGGCUUCUUGAAAAUUCAGGAAACUCCAGGAAUGGGCCAGCUCACAGAGCAGAGCUUGUUGUUCAGGAGACCAGGUAAAAUCAUUCUUCUGCUGGGUCACGUA